UAAGAUAAUUAUGAUGUUGUUUAUUUUUAUCAUUUGUUUUGUAACUGAAGCUUUAAGUGUUAUAGUGACACAGUGUCCCGAAAAGACACCAGUUGAAGAUUUUGACAUCAACGGAAUUGGUAGAGGGAUAUGGUACGAAGUAGCAAGGUAUCCCUAUCCGUCCCGGGAGCCGAUCCAAUUCCUGGUAUACGAGAGUAGAAUGGAGGGGGAUCUGUACGUAGCGGAGACGAUCAACGUCAACAGAACCUCGCCUUACUUCACGGAGGUGUUCUCCAGGAUGCUACCUGAUUCACGCAAGAGAGGAAGAAUUACAUUCGAAUUCUCUUCUUCAGAACGAGGUCUGUUAAUCGAUUCACCUGUGAUGUACAUUCUGGCGGUGGAUUAUGAUAAGUUUUUCAUCGCAUAUACUUGUGUUUAUGAUGAAAGCCAGAACAAAUUCCGAGAACAUGCUUGGGUUUUAUCUCGAACGCCACCAAUUCCGGGAAAAGCGAAAAGAGAUUUUUUGGAAAUCAGCAAAAGCGUAGGCCUUGAUGAAGAUGAGCUGAUUUGGUAUCACUAAAGCUUCAAACAACAAUUAAAUGUUUAAAUA
This is a messenger RNA of Aricia agestis (brown argus), 589 nucleotides long. Its product is annotated as insecticyanin-B-like. Bases 11 to 559 code for a protein of 182 amino acids. The transcript is spliced from 4 exons. NCBI's taxonomy places the organism in Eukaryota, Metazoa, Arthropoda, Insecta, Lepidoptera, Lycaenidae. The record is from RefSeq and is a predicted model, not a curated record.